This is a messenger RNA of Candidula unifasciata, 1734 nucleotides long. NCBI's taxonomy places the organism in Eukaryota, Metazoa, Mollusca, Gastropoda, Stylommatophora, Geomitridae. The record is from the annotation of a GenBank genome assembly.
AUGAUAAUUUUCUUAUUCUAUGAAGUACUGUCUCAGCGACAUUUUGUGUGCGAGCACUGCAAUAAGCAAGGGACCUGGCCAGACCUGCUGGACAACCUGAUGUUGCUGAAAACACAAAAGAAGAGGUUAGGGUUCACCUGUUUUAAAGACCUGGAAACAGUCACGCCUUUUCUUCAAGACCUUCCAUCAGCGAGAGAGCUCGUGUCCAGCUGUGUCCCUUUUGGUUCUUUGCAAGAUGAUGUUGCUCACAGAUUAAAGGAGACAUUUGGCUUAGAGGUGCUGAAAACAGGAACUCUCGAUCGGUUCGGUGUACGCUGUAACCAUCACCACAACUACGUGAUAUUUCCUGUGAUUGUUAAUGGUUGUGUACAGAGUGUGAAGAAAAUCACGUGUCAUUCACAGACUGAUGAGGUGAUUGGCACCUUGAGGGAGUCUUAUAUUCCUAGGACAGGUACAACAGGUGUGUUUGGACUGGACACUGUGGCGCCCACUACCACUGAUGUUGUUUUGACCAGUUCUGAAGUUGAUGCGAUGGCUGUGGUUCAGGAAACAAAAAUGGCAGCAAUAGCUCUACCUCGGGGGUAUAACUCUUUACCACAGGAGGUUUUGCCAAGCCUGGAAAGAUUUAAAACAAUUAUCUUAUGGUUUGGCGAUGAUAUCCGGGCUUGGGAAUCUGCCAAGUUGUUCUCCAAGAAACUCAACAGCAAGCGGUGUCAUAUUAUUCGGCCAAGUAUAGAUGACCCUGGGCCACUGACGGCUCUCACGCAGGGCCUGAAGCUGUCCACCAUCCUCGGCAAGGCUCGACCCAUUUCCCAUGAUUCAAUAGUCAGUUUUACUCAGCUGAGACAGGAAAUUCUGUCCCAGUUUCUUCACUCGGAGCAGGUUGCUGGUGUUAAGUGGAAGCGUUAUCCGAUACUUAACAAACUGUUGAAGGGACACCGACGUGGGGAGCUGACUGUCUUUACUGGGCCGACAGGAUCAGGGAAGACAACUUUUAUGAGCGAAUAUUCUUUGGAUCUGUGCAUGCAGGGGGUAAACACACUUUGGGGAAGUUUUGAGAUCAACAACGUGCGUCUGGGCAAGAUGAUGCUGACACAGUUUGCUCAACGGAACCUGUCGAAAAAUCUAGAGCUGUUUGAUGAUUAUGCCGACCUCUUCCAGAGCUUGCCCAUGUACUUUAUGACUUUCCAUGGACAGGAGAGCGUCAAGAAGGUGGUGGAUGCUAUGUCACAUGCUGUUUACGUCCAUGACAUUGCACACGUGGUCUUGGACAACCUGCAGUUCAUGAUGGGGGUUGGCGGCACCGAGUGGAAUGACCGCUUCAUGAAACAGGACUCCAUGGUUGCUGCCUUUAGGAAAUUUGCCACUAACAUGAACUGUCACGUGACGCUGGUUAUUCAUCCGCGGAAGGAGAAGGAGACCGAAGAUCUGACCACAGCCUCUGUCUUCGGGACAGCCAAGGCCACACAAGAAGCUGACAAUGUUCUCAUUCUACAGGACAAACGCUUGACCUCUGUCCGCGGCAGGAAGUAUUUACAGGUGACCAAGAACAGGUUUGAUGGUGAGCUGGGUCUGAUGCUGCUCAAGUUUGACAAGGAGUCUCUCGGUUUUGCUUCCAAGGACAAGGAGAGAACCAGCAGGAAAACGGAUAACGAGGAUGCACAGAAUCCAGAAGAUGAUGAUGAUGAAAGUCAAAGAAGAGAAACCAGUGCAGAUAUGGCUGAAGAAUUGUGA